Messenger RNA from Microplitis demolitor, 1056 nucleotides. RefSeq lists its product as uncharacterized. The transcript is spliced from 5 exons. NCBI's taxonomy places the organism in Eukaryota, Metazoa, Arthropoda, Insecta, Hymenoptera, Braconidae. Gene Ontology annotation, molecular function: olfactory receptor activity; odorant binding. Gene Ontology annotation, biological process: sensory perception of smell; detection of chemical stimulus involved in sensory perception of smell. The record is from RefSeq and is a predicted model, not a curated record. Gene Ontology annotation, cellular component: plasma membrane. Bases 1 to 1056 code for a protein of 351 amino acids.
AUGGAUGAACAAGUGCCCGCGAAUUACGGAAACUUAGAUCAAGAAGUUUAUUUAACACGUAGUUUCUUACUCUUCUGUGGUUUAUGGCCUGGCACAACUUAUUUACGUUAUUUUUCGGUGAUAAUAUUCCUUUUCCUCGUUCUCUGGAUGCCUUUUGCUGCGUACUUGUACUUUUUCUUCAGCGACACCAUAGAAAAUGUUGUCGAGACUACUGGGUAUUUGAUGAGUGUCAAGUACGUGAUACUGGAGAUCUUUAUAUUCCGAAGCAACAAAAAUAAAAUAACGUCAAUUGUCGAGCACAUGAGUGACAAUUGGCUGAGCAUGACUUUUAUCCCUGAGAAGGAAAAAAAAAUAAUUUACAAAAAUUUAUUGGAAUCGCGGUUUGCUGUACGCUUGGCAUUUUCAUUUGUUACCUUCUGUCUGAUAUUUUAUUCAAUAAUGCCCUACAUCAUUGCACUCAUUUUGGGCAAAGAGUUUCCAAGACAAGCGGCUCGAGUCGCCUGGUACCCGUUUCCGUUGGAAAAUUUGUACGUUAUAUUUCUGACUUCUUCAGUGACAUUGGCGGCUAUUUUUCUGAUUAUGCUGAUCGAAGUGGCCAUAGACGCUUUUCUUAUCCUGCUCGUCUAUCAUUCCGUUGGACAGCUGCGGUUACUGCGAAACACAAUCGGUAAAUACCGAGGAUUAAUCAGACAUCCAACUGAAUCAUCACCAAAGUUUUCAAGAGGUUUCAAAAAAUCUUGUCCUUGCCUUAAGUGUAUCGUCGAUCAUCAUGUGGACAUCGAGAUGUUUGUAGAAAAAAUAAAUAAUUCUUUCUCCAGUCUCAUUAUUUAUUGCUGGCUAGGUGAAACACUCAGUAAGAGAAGUGAAGAUAUUGCAAGAGCUGUAUGUGAAAUCGAUUGGAGUAUUAAAAAAAGCAAGAAAUCCCUCGCUUUGAUGUUGAUAAUAAUUCGUUGCAGGAAACCAUUUGCUAUAACUGCUGUGCAUUUUAGCAUCUAUGUCAUAUCUUUCCGUCCUUAUCGCUAUCGGACUAGUUUUUCAUUAAUUCCCAACUUGUAA